AUGCGGGUCCCGCUCCGCUCCGCGCCCGCGCUGGCGCUCUGCGCCCUCGCCCUGCUCCGCCUGGGCUGCGCAUCCCCCCGGGCAUCCACCUGGGCACCGACUGGAGCAUCCCCCCGGGCAUCCACCUGGGCACCGACUGGAGCAUCCCCCCGGGCACCCACCUGGGCACCGACCGGAGCAUCCCCCCGAGCACCCACCCGGGCGCCCACCCUGUCCCCGGCCCGCGCCCCGCCGCGCUGCCCCCCGCUGAUGCUGCAGCUGCUCCGCGCCCCUCCCGCCCCGCUCCGCGCCGCCGCCGCCGCCGCCCUCAGCCUCUCCCCGCACGGCUCCCUGCAGAACGGCUCCCGCUGGGCGCUCUCCUUCGACAUGUCCUCCCUGUCCAGCAGCCAGGAGGUGAGUCUGGCCCAGCUCCGCAUCCGCCUGCCCGGGCUCUCCCACUCCCACGUCUCCCUGGACAUCUACCACAGCCAGCGGCGCAGGUGCCGGGGACACGGGACCUGCGCCCACCAGCUCUUCCUGGGCACCGUGGCCGGCAGCCCCUCUGCCACCCAGGCCUCCUGGGAAGUCUUCGAGGUCACCAACCUGCUCCGGUCCUGGCUGCACCAAGCCGUGGUCCCCGGGCACCACAAUCCCACGGGAAAGGAGCGCUGGGAGAUGAACAGCUCAGAUGUCCCGGCCACCAGUGCGGUGCACUCGCCCAUCCUGAGCGACGCUGGCCACGGGGAGCCAGCCCUGCCCCAGGACGUGGCAGACAGAGUCCUGCUGCUCAUCUUCUCCACGGACAAGUCUCCAGGAGACCACAGCCUCAUCAGGACAGCGGAGACCUCCAAGUACAUCAUGCGUGACAGCGGCUCCCAGGGCGAGGGGACGCGCCGGCACCGCAGGAACAGGAUGGAGAAGCAAAGGAUCAAAGCGAGCGACGCUGCUCCGGCCACGCCGCGGGAGGAGGGCAGGGCCCUGUGCAGGCGGGUGGACAUGAUGGUGGAUUUCGAGCAGACGGGCUGGGGCAGCUGGAUUGUCUACCCCAAAAAGUACAACGCCUACCGAUGCGAAGGGCUGUGCCCCUCGCCCGUGGACGAGACCUUCAAGCCCACCAACCACGCGUACAUACAGAGUUUGCUGCAGCUCUACAAGCCCAACCAGGUGCCGUGUCCCGCCUGCUCCCCGGUCAGGAUGAGUCCCCUCUCCAUGCUCUACUACGAGAAGGGCGAGAUCGUCGUCCGCCACCACGAGGACAUGAUCAUCGAGGAGUGUGGCUGCAACUGAGGCCACCUCGUCCCCCGCUGGGAAGGGGCACAUCUCUGCCCAAAAGUGCCCCCAAGGACCGACCACCCGACCUAUGGCCAUCACACAGACCGGGGCAUCUCGAGCCCAUGUGACUGUGGGUCGGCAAAGCCCUGGCUGGGCCAGGGGAGGAGUGGGGAGUGGGGUGCCAGGGUGUUAGCAGUGCUUCAUGGCCACGGUGCAUGGCUGGAUCCAGGCUCCACGCAGGAAAGGCCACCAGCCACCUCCCUGUGGCACCUUGGUGCCCCACACUGUGUUUUUCCAGGAGCUGUGGUGCUGCUGGAAGAUGUGCCUGGGGCAGCCAAGGGCAGAGGCAGGAGCUGAGGUGCAGGACUGGAGCAUGGCAGCAUCACUCCCUGCCACGGCACACUCUGCUCCCUCCGUGAGGCCAUGGAUCUGCUCAAGCCUUUUCCCCCCUCGCUGGAUGGGGUGGUAGAGAAAGGGUCACAGUGGUAAAACUCAUCAAUAAAUUAUAUAUAUAU
Molecule: messenger RNA, 1766 nt
Organism: Pipra filicauda (Wire-tailed manakin)
Lineage: Eukaryota; Metazoa; Chordata; Aves; Passeriformes; Pipridae
Product: nodal homolog
Exons: 3
Coding region: 1-1266 (421 amino acids)
Biological process (GO): BMP signaling pathway; SMAD protein signal transduction
Cellular component (GO): extracellular region
Molecular function (GO): cytokine activity; growth factor activity; type I activin receptor binding
Source: RefSeq, a predicted model, not a curated record